AUGAAAAACCUGGAGCAGCAGUUUUCCGAGGAUCUAUUGAUCACACAAUCUUCGAACUCGGUAAGAGAAUGUUCAGACCCGAUCCCAUCUGAUCUGCUUAUCGAUAUAUUCUCGAGAGUCACUGCAAAAUCUAUAGCUAGGUUUCGUUGCGUGUCGAAAUACUGGGGAUCUAUACUUGGUCGUCCUGAUUUCACUGAGCUGUUUCUGACUAAGUCUUGGACACGUCCACGGAUCUUGUUCGCUAUCCAAGUGAAUAAUGAGUUUUUCGUAUACUCUUCACCUCAACCUCAGAAUCCAGUUAAGAGAUGUUCCCUUGUAGCCACCCGUUAUAAUUAUUUUCCAAAAUAUUUCCCAUCCGAAAUCUGUCCUCCUCUAAGUGGAUUGGUCUUUCUUCAUGAAACGGGAAGAACGGUGCGGGUGAUUUGUAACCCCGUCACGGGAGAGUCCAUAACCUUACGUAUGCCCACAAUGAAAAGGAGGGAGCUUAUUGAAGAAAGGUGCUAUUUUGGCUAUGAUCCGAUCAGCAAACAGUUCAAAGUGUUGUGUUUGACGUGUGCAUGCUAUGUAAGACCAGCUCCCAAUACUCAUUGGGUUUUGACACUGGGGAAUGAAAAUUGUUUAUGGAGAAGCACCAUGGAAUGCAAACCCCACGAUGCCUUUGGAAAUGGAAUAUGCAUAAAUGGUGUUUUGUACUACAAAGCUGGCUUUAAAAGGUCUUUUAUGAUAGCUUGCUUUGACUUGAGGUUUGAGAAGUUCAGCUUUAUUGAGGUCGAUAGAGAAAUGAUAGAGUUUGAUCAAAAACUGACCAACUACAAAGGUAAAUUAUGUGCACAUCGGUUUAUAAGAGGUUCGAACCAAGACGAACUUGAGUUGUGGGUUCUAGAAGAUAUUGCUGGAGAACAUAAAUGGUCCAAAAGUAUAUGCGUACUUCCUGGUUUAUGCUACGACGAGAUGCCGAACCGUUUUUGCAUAGUUGGAGUGACUGAUGUUGGUGAAAUUGUGUUUUCACGGUCCUUUCAAACAAACCCUACCUUCUACCUUUUUUACUACAAUAUCGAGAGUAACACUUGUACUAGAGUCGAAAUUCAGGGACUUGAAGAGUUUGUUCGUCGUCCUAAACAUGUUUUCCUAGACUAUGCAGAGAAUAUGACACUUAAUUAUGCAAGUGUGUUCAAGGCUUCAUAA
Eutrema salsugineum is the source of this 1185-nucleotide messenger RNA. Its product is annotated as putative F-box protein At1g53360. The coding region runs from base 1 to 1185 and encodes 394 amino acids. The transcript has a single exon. Gene Ontology annotation, molecular function: protein binding. NCBI's taxonomy places the organism in Eukaryota, Viridiplantae, Streptophyta, Magnoliopsida, Brassicales, Brassicaceae. The record is from RefSeq and is a predicted model, not a curated record.